AUGACUCUAAAUCAAUUUCAUUGUCAAAAUCGGAAAAAUAGAGGAACUUCCAAUUUGACAUUGACAUUUUUAAUUAUGACGAUUUUUUUAAAAACAUCGGCUGGAGUGAAACUGGUCAAACGGUUAUGGAGCACAACCAGUCCAAACACGAAGCCGGAAAAUAUAAAGCCGCCGCCACACAUGUUCAAAGUAUACAAAAAAGGAGAAUGGAGGACGUACUCUCCAUUCCAAGACCACCAGAACUGGCUCGAGUAUGUUUUGGCCAGGUCUGACGAUUUGAUCAAUUGGAGUAGGAGUAGGUCGAUAUGGCCAAUGACUUUCGGACUGGCUUGCUGCGCCGUUGAAAUGAUGCACAUAGCUGCGCCCAGAUACGACAUGGACAGAUUCGGGGUGGUAUUUAGAGCAUCGCCUAGGCAAUCCGAUGUGUUAAUCGUGGCUGGUACACUCACCAACAAAAUGGCACCCGCUUUUCGAAAAGUAUACGAUCAAAUGGCCGACCCCAAGUGGGUUAUUUCGAUGGGCAGUUGCGCCAACGGCGGCGGUUACUACCAUUACUCCUACUCGGUGGUGAGAGGAUGCGACCGCAUCGUGCCGGUGGACAUAUACGUGCCUGGGUGUCCUCCCACCGCGGAAGCUCUGAUGUAUGGUGUAUUGAUGUUGCAGCGCAAGAUGAAGAGGCACCGGUUUCUGCAAAUGUGGUAUAGAACUUAGAAAUUCAUUAAACAUUAUCUGCGCAUGCUUGAAAUAUGCCAGGCAUUAGUGUAGUAUUUGUGAAACAUUUUUUAAUUUCGUUAAAUAUAUUUUAUGUAAAUGUAGUUCAAAGAAGGUACUUAUAUUUUAAAUUUUUGAGAAGCUUCUUUCCAUUCAUGUUUUUUUUUAAGUACCGGGUCAACUAGA
Molecule: messenger RNA, 897 nt
Organism: Cylas formicarius (sweet potato weevil)
Lineage: Eukaryota; Metazoa; Arthropoda; Insecta; Coleoptera; Brentidae
Product: NADH-quinone oxidoreductase subunit B-like
Exons: 2
Coding region: 1-711 (236 amino acids)
Biological process (GO): electron transport coupled proton transport; aerobic respiration; mitochondrial respiratory chain complex I assembly
Molecular function (GO): 4 iron, 4 sulfur cluster binding; quinone binding; NADH dehydrogenase (ubiquinone) activity
Source: RefSeq, a predicted model, not a curated record